CACCCACCUGGGCCCCAGGUCUCCAGCCACCCCGCUCUUCCUGUUCUCAGCUUCCGUCCUCUCUGCUUCCUUACAGCACCCCCACCUGCCAGAGCUGAUCCUCCCUAGGCCCUGCCUAACCUUGAGUUGGCCCCCAAUCCCUCUGGCUGCAGAAGUCCCCUUACCCCCAAUGAGAGGAGGGGCAGGACCAGAUCUUUUGAGAGCUGAGGGUUGAGGGCAUUGAGCCAACACACAGACUUGUCGCCUCUGUCCCCGAAGACACCUGCACCCUCCAUGCGGAGCCAAGAUGGGGAAUGGAACUGAGGAAGAUUAUAACUUUGUCUUCAAGGUGGUGCUGAUCGGCGAAUCAGGUGUGGGGAAGACCAAUCUACUCUCCCGAUUCACGCGCAAUGAGUUCAGCCACGACAGCCGCACCACCAUCGGGGUUGAGUUCUCCACCCGCACUGUGAUGUUGGGCACCGCUGCUGUCAAGGCUCAGAUCUGGGACACAGCUGGCCUGGAGCGGUACCGAGCCAUCACCUCGGCGUACUAUCGUGGUGCAGUGGGGGCCCUCCUGGUGUUUGACCUAACCAAGCACCAGACCUAUGCUGUGGUGGAGCGAUGGCUGAAGGAGCUCUAUGACCAUGCUGAAGCCACGAUCGUCGUCAUGCUCGUGGGUAACAAAAGUGACCUCAGCCAGGCCCGGGAAGUGCCCACUGAGGAGGCCCGAAUGUUCGCUGAAAACAAUGGACUGCUCUUCCUGGAGACCUCAGCCCUGGACUCUACCAAUGUUGAGCUAGCCUUUGAGACUGUCCUGAAAGAAAUCUUUGCGAAGGUGUCCAAGCAGAGACAGAACAGCAUCCGGACCAAUGCCAUCACUCUGGGCAGUGCCCAGGCUGGGCAGGAGCCUGGCCCUGGGGAGAAGAGGGCCUGUUGCAUCAGCCUCUGACCUUGGCCAGCACCACCUGCCCCCACUAGCUUUUUGGUGCCCCUUGUCCCCACUUCAGCCCCAGGACCUUUCCUUGCCCUUUGGUUCCAGAUAUCAGACUGUUCCCUGUUCACAGCACCCUCAGGGUCUUAAGGUCUUCAUGCCCUAUCACAAAUACCUCUUUUAUCUGUCCACCUCUCACAGACUAGGACCCUCAAAUAAAGCUGUUUUAUAUCAAUG
Messenger RNA from Gorilla gorilla gorilla (western lowland gorilla), 1147 nucleotides. RefSeq names its product RAB25, member RAS oncogene family (gene RAB25). The transcript has 5 exons. Gene Ontology annotation, molecular function: GTP binding; GTPase activity. Lineage: Eukaryota; Metazoa; Chordata; Mammalia; Primates; Hominidae. The record is from RefSeq and is a predicted model, not a curated record. The coding region runs from base 287 to 928 and encodes 213 amino acids.